GACAUCUAGAUAUAUGCCAUAACAUUCCACCCCUGCCUCCCAAAAGACUCUGCAGAUCCAUGAAUGCAAAAGGCAGCUGCCCAGGAAGCCAUCCUGCACGCAUCCGGAAGUGGCCCAUCCUCGCCCUCUAAGGACUACUGCAUGCUGUACAACCCACGAUGGAAGGAGCUCCCGAGUACCCUCGAAAAUGCAACUUCCUUAGCUUUGAUGAACCUCACCGCCACACCGCUGUGCAACAUUUCUGAAAUUCCUCCUGGUGGCAUAAAGAACAAAGCAGUUGUCGUGCAGUGGGAACCCUGCCCUUUCCUGCAGAAAGCCAGGGUGGCGCAGGCGGGAGGCGCGGAAGCCUUACUGGUGGCCAAUGGCAGUGUCGCCUUUUCUCCCUCUGGAAACAUAUCUGAAUUUCCUGAUAUGAAAAUACUAAUUGCAUUUAUAAAUCACAAAGACUUUAAAGACAUGGAACAGACGCUGGGAAGUAACAUCACCGUGGCAAUGUACUCUGUGGCCACGUAUUCUCCGUCUGGGCCCAACUUUGACUACACCAUGGCAGUUCUUUUUGUAAUUGCUGUAUUCACAGUGGCAUUAGGAGGCUAUUGGAGUGGACACAUUGAGUUGCAAAACAUGAAGGCAAUGACAGACACUGAAGACACAGAAAUGAAGAAAAAGAAAGAAGAAUAUUUAACCUUUAGCCCGCUCACAGUUGUAAUCUUUGUGGUCAUCUGCUGCGUUAUGAUGGUCCUACUCUAUUUCUUCUACAAAUGGCUGGUCUAUGUUAUGAUAGGGAUUUUCUGCCUAGCUUCGGCCAUGAGCCUCUACAACUGUCUGGCCGCGCUGAUUCAGAACAUCCCGUGUGGACGAUGCGCGAUUGCGUGUCGUGGCAAAAGUGUUGAAGUGAGACUUGUUUUUCUCUCUGCACUGUGCAUUGCGGUAGCUGUUGUUUGGGCUGUUUUUCGAAAUGAGGAUAGGUGGGCUUGGAUUUUACAGGAUAUCUUGGGGAUUGCUUUCUGUCUGAAUUUAAUUAAAACACUGAAGUUACCCAACUUUAAGUCCUGUGUGAUACUUCUGGGCCUUCUCCUACUUUAUGAUGUGUUUUUUGUUUUCAUAACACCAUUCAUCACAAAGAAUGGGGAGAGUAUCAUGGUUGAACUUGCAGCUGGACCAUUUGGGAACACUGAAAAGAAUGAUGGAAACUUUGUGGAAGGCGCUGCUCAGCCCUCAGCUCCCCAUGAGAAAUUGCCAGUCGUCAUCCGGGUGCCAAAGCUGAUCUAUUUCUCAGUGCUGAGCGUGUGCUUCACGCCUGUCUCCAUCUUGGGCUUCGGAGACAUCAUUGUACCAGGUCUAUUAAUUGCAUACUGUAGAAGAUUUGAUGUUCAAACCGGUUCUUCUUCUAUAUACUAUAUUUCUUCCAUAAUUGCCUACGCCGUUGGCAUGGUCCUCACCUUUGUUGUCCUGAUGCUGAUGAAGAAGGGCCAGCCUGCUCUCCUCUACUUAGUACCUUGCACGCUCAUUACUGCCUCUGUGGUUGCCUGGAGACGGAAGGAAAUGAAGAAGUUCUGGAAGGGCAGCGCCUAUCAGAUGAUGAGCCAUCUGGACUACUCAACAAAUGAAGAAAACCCAGUGCCUGCUGACGAGCAGAUUGCCCCGCAGUGAUCCUGUGCGGCCGCAGUAAUAUGCUCUUGAUUGUCUACCAAUGGAGUUUGACUUUCUAAAUCAACUUUUGAAUUGACAUCUGAAAGCAUUUUCAAUGACAUGUUUGCAAAUAUAUAUUUCUAUAAGCUGGUAUUGAUAAUUAUAAAAUAAUUAAAAUGCAUUUGCUUUUAAUUAUAUUGAAGUUGUGCCUUCACAUUAAUAAAAGCAUAUGGUCUGUGUAA
Octodon degus (degu) is the source of this 1871-nucleotide messenger RNA. It is a transcript of the gene Sppl2a, whose product is annotated as signal peptide peptidase like 2A. Gene Ontology annotation, biological process: membrane protein proteolysis. The coding region runs from base 64 to 1650 and encodes 528 amino acids. Gene Ontology annotation, cellular component: Golgi-associated vesicle membrane; lumenal side of endoplasmic reticulum membrane; cytoplasmic side of endoplasmic reticulum membrane. NCBI's taxonomy places the organism in Eukaryota, Metazoa, Chordata, Mammalia, Rodentia, Octodontidae. The transcript is spliced from 16 exons. Gene Ontology annotation, molecular function: aspartic endopeptidase activity, intramembrane cleaving. The record is from RefSeq and is a predicted model, not a curated record.